Molecule: messenger RNA, 1781 nt
Organism: Spinacia oleracea (spinach)
Lineage: Eukaryota; Viridiplantae; Streptophyta; Magnoliopsida; Caryophyllales; Amaranthaceae
Exons: 2
Coding region: 868-1638 (256 amino acids)
Source: RefSeq, a predicted model, not a curated record
UCGGCGGUAGUGUUUGAGAUAGCGGGUAGCGUUUUGACCGAGUCAAGACGCUACUUGUAAAAUUUGCAAUGUUUGGCGAGGUAGCGGUUGAGUAGCUUUUAUCAAACGUUAAAAUUAGUAGCGUUUAAGGUAGCGGGUAGCGUUUGACAAAUUUAUAUUAAAGUUUUAAAUAAUAUUUCAGCUUUUAUUUUAUUUUAUUUUAUAAUAUCAACCGUUACUUUUACCGAACACUCAUAUUCGUUACACGCUACUUAGAUGAUAAUGAUGUUUUCGAACAAUUUGGCGAAGUUUCAAUUUCCAGUGGCGGCUCUGGUGCCUCUGCUACGGUUGAUUAUUUAGCGCUAAGAUACGCCGUGUUUGCUGCAGUUAGGAUUGACCUCCUUGAUAGCAAUGCAGAUGAAGUGUACGACAAACCGGAUGAAGAUGAAGAUGAAGAUGAAGUAUUGGAGGUAUAUGGCAAAGUCACUGCUAAUUUUAGUCUGUAUAGUACUGAAGAAGUUCAUCGGGUUAGUCUUUUCGACUGCUCUGAUGAAUCAAAUAUGAUGGAAUUGGUCGUGUUGGGUACUGAUCUCUCUUUGAUAAGAUCAUUGCUGGUUGUGCCACCGUAUUCCCCUCUUGUGAUUGAAGUAGACUUAACGGAUGCUGCCAAUGAUGACGCCUUAAUCGUUAAUGACUCUGUCUCGUUCGAACCCAAUAACCUUGGUUGCAAUCAGAAAUUUAUUAAGGGAUCAAAUGGUGUUGAUGUCAGAGUUUCUGUCAGGUGGAUGGAACCAUCUAAGCUAAUAUUCUAUCCCAGCGAUAAGCUUGUCCGCGUAACAAAUCCGUUGGUAUUUGCCAAAUUCACUCUGGCGUUAUAUUUCACACCCAAUGGUAGAGGUAUUUUCUGUUUUCAUUGGUAGGAGAAAACCCGAGGACUUGAAUUUAUAUGGAAUGAUAAAUUUCAUAGGCUGUGGAGAAUUCACAAAUCUGUUCCAUAGAGAGAAAGAAAACCCCUAUCACUUGCCCAUUGGCACAAAUUUUAUACAAUUGGAAGGUCCGAAUCCCAAUAGGGGUCUUAAGAUUGGAUAUGAUCGGUUUUUUUUGUAUAUAGACCUACAAGAUGUCGAGGGACACUUAAUCAUCAAGGGUUGUAUAGAUUCAUGUUAUGAGUUUGUGGAACGAUAUAAACAUUGGUUCGAUAGGCACCACUGUUCAGUGGUUCAAAGUGCUAAUAUGGAUAUCUUUGCUGCAUUGCACUACAAUAUUAUCUCAAAUCCAGUAACUGCUAAGUUGAAGGUUCAUUUCUUUUUCAAAGAAGCUGCAACAUCUAAUUCUUCUCAAGAUGUUUGUAGAAUUUCUGGGAGUAUGGUUGCUUUCCAUAGUAAGUAUGAUUAUACAACAGAGUAUGAGAAAAGAUACUAUCGUAGUGUGCUGUUUGAGUGUCCUGAAUCAUGUCCUUUGAUAAGACAAGAAGGUGUGGAUUUUGAAAUGGAGCUUUCGAGAGUGCUGGUUACUGUUCCAACUGAUUGCUCUUUGCUAAUUGCUGUUGAUUUGAGUUGUGGCAUUGGAUUAACUACUGAAAGAUUGGAGGAGACUGUUGAAUUUCAGAUCUGCGACUCUAGCAAGGAAAUCAGAGUUGAGGGUUUUACAUUGAUGUAGAAUGGGAUGAUAAAUGAGCUUGGUUAUGUUUUUGUCUUUUAAUGAUGCUUAGAGCAAGAUCAAGGGGGUCUUAUCUUAAGAUGUUCUUCAUUUGCCAUGUCAUCAUUUCAUUAAUAUUAAAUAAUUAAAUUAUUGUUAAGACU